This is a messenger RNA of Schistosoma bovis, 2559 nucleotides long. The record is from the annotation of a GenBank genome assembly. NCBI's taxonomy places the organism in Eukaryota, Metazoa, Platyhelminthes, Trematoda, Strigeidida, Schistosomatidae.
AUGAAAUCAAUGUACAUGAAUAUGAACUCAUGUAAAACCAGAAAAGAUAUCGCUAUACAAACAGAUUCAGCAUCAGAAUAUUCUAGUGAAACAGAUGGUUCUGACGAGUCAGAGAUAAAUAAUUAUUCAGGUUGUGAUUCAAAUUUAAUAUCAUCUUCUAAAUUAUCAACAAAUUCUUCUUCUCAAGCUAUACAAUCUACCAUAAUCGAAUUAACUGAUGUAAAUAGUAACAAUAAUAAGGUCAAUGCUUCAUCACAUAAUCUACCUGGCUGUGAUAUUAAUGCUACAUCAUUUCCAUCGGAUACAUCUGGACAAUUAAUGCAAAACUCACAGGUACAAAAGUCGGAUAUAAUUGUAAAAUCUGAUUCUCAACAUGUAUACUUCAACUCAUCAGUCGAUACUCACAAUAGUAUUAAUAAUAAUAACAACAAUAGUAGCACCAUCAACCACAGUAACUUAUCAGAUUGUGAUAAGCGUAAUAGUUCAGCUAGUCUUGACAGUGGACGUGAUUCUACAUACGCUACGGGGAGUGAAGGCAGUAGUGGGGUUCAAUAUCCUCAGCAAUAUUCUUCAGAUGAUGGGUAUAUUCUAUCACCAACUUUACCAUACUGUUAUAAUAGUCAAAUAUCAAGGAAUAACAUUAUCUCAACUCGUAAAAAUAAUCAUAAUUCCAGCAGUUGUACAUCAUUUGAUAAUACCUCCUCAUUACCAGUAGCAACGAUAUUACCAUUUUGUAAUCAUAAUAAUUCGACUAUUUAUAACGUUAGUAAUUGUUGUGUGAAUAAUAGUAGUAAUGCUAGUAGUAGUCAUAGUAGAAAUUCUUCAUGUCAUCAAUUAAAACAAUACCACCAACAACAGUUCAAUAAAGAUGAUACCUUGACAUCACCAACACACAAAUAUAACAAUUAUAGUAGUAUAGAUAAUAAAAUUGUCAAUUCUAUGCUACAAUGUACAGAGCCUUGCGAAUAUUAUCAUAUUCCAUCAUAUCAAUCUACCAGGAAUUGUUGUUCAACUACUAAUCUUAUCAAACCAUUAACAUCACCGUCAUCGCCAACACAACAGCAACAAUCAUUUUUGCCGUCCUAUUCAUCUUGCCAAGAAAGACAUUUUACUGAUUUUGAUGUUUCAAGACCAAAAGUACCAGCAAAUAUAUAUCAUCGAUCACAUAUUCUUUCGAAUAUGCCUACGCAAUCAAUACAUAGUAAUCAAUGCCAACAACAAUCAGUUCAUUCUGUUUUAAUCAAUCCCGAUGAUGAAGCAUUAUUUGCAUGGUUAAGAUCAGUUGGUCUUAGUCGAUUAAGUGGAUGUUUAUCUAAAUCCGGGUUUGAUCUAUGGACAUUGUGUCAUACAACACCGGAAGAAUUGAAUGCUUGCGGAAUUACUAAUCCAUAUGAUCGACAAAUUUUGAGAAACCAACUCGCUACUCUUCAAUUAUCUGAUCCAUUUACAGAAAAAAAACUACCGGCCAGUGUUCAUGAAUGGUUAAUACAGUUACAUUUACAACAAUAUUGGCCUAAAUUUAAUGAUCAAGGUUUAAUAACAUUUGAACAAAUUAUUCGUAUUACAUGGGAUGAUUUAGAAGAGAUUGGCAUUUCCAAAUUAGGUCAUCAAAAGAAACUUCUCACUGCUAUUAAUAAAUUAAAUCGUUUAAUUUUAUCAUCCAAAAUCAAUGGUACCACAAUCGGUUGUUCACUUCAGAAAGAUAUUCAUUUUAUACCAUCAUCUACGUCUUCAUUUAUUCCAAAUGAUACUAGAUCAUCAUCAUUAGUAUUAAAUUAUGAUUAUUUAACAAAAUUACCACAAUAUCAAUCGAAUCAUAAUGAUGUUAAUAAAACAAAUGAAAUAAAAAACAAGGAAUAUUGUCAACAGCAUUUAAAAGUUUCAGAAAUUGGGAUACAAGUUGAAGAAAGUCAAACAAAAUCACAUACUUCACCGUCAUCACCUUGCUCUUCUUCCAAUUCAACAACCUCAGAUUUAUCAUCAAAUGAUUCACGAUAUUCCCUUCCUCCGCCAGUUGAUUUUCAAGACUCACCACCUAAAUCAUCGUCAUCUACUUUUCCAACUAUUUCAUUAAUUCAUGAUUCAGAACAUUCAAAUUCUAAUUUACAACAGUCUAAUUCUUCUUGUAUAAUAAAUGAACAAUUAAGAUCUAAUCUUUCAUCAUGUACUACUAUAGUUAAUAACAAUGUUCAAUCUUCUCAUUCAUUGUGUAAUAUUCAUAAUCCCAUAAAUAUGGAUAACACAUUAUUAAACAAAAAUUCAACAUCUGUACGCUUUAGUAAUUCUGAGUAUCAUAAAGAAGAACAAUUGAAUAAAGUUGGACAAUCGAAGAUAUUUCAAAGGCGUUCUUCCAAUCCUACAUUAUAUUCACUGAAACCUAAUGAUCCUGUACAAAAUACUAGCGAUUUAUCAAAAUGGUCCUCAGGUCUUUUAACAACGCCACAACUACGACUUCCAAUCAAUGUCAAUUCUAAUUCUGAUCCAGAUUUGGAAGCUAUGCACAAUAUACAAGUUAUGCUUGAUCAAAUCAGUGAACGCCUUAUCUUAACUAAUAAAUAA